This is a messenger RNA of Nakaseomyces glabratus, 2232 nucleotides long. It is a transcript of the gene SKN1, whose product is annotated as beta-glucan synthesis-associated protein SKN1. Lineage: Eukaryota; Fungi; Ascomycota; Saccharomycetes; Saccharomycetales; Saccharomycetaceae. Gene Ontology annotation, biological process: fungal-type cell wall organization; (1->6)-beta-D-glucan biosynthetic process. Gene Ontology annotation, cellular component: endoplasmic reticulum membrane; plasma membrane. The record is from RefSeq and is a predicted model, not a curated record. Gene Ontology annotation, molecular function: glucosidase activity.
AUGUCAUAUAGAGACCUUACUGGGAACCACCCAGACGACGCUAAUAGGGAUGCUGGCAGCUCAGCACUAUCCAGCUCCUCGUCUUCAAUCGCUAAUGAACAUAAGCAAAUGGCAAAUGAUAAAAACUUACGUAACCCCUUCGUUACCACUAGUGAAGAGGAUGUGCACUCUACUUCUUCUUCCCAAAACUUGCUACCACACGAUAACAACUAUGAGCUGGCUCAUACCCCCGAUCUAAUCGCUCCCGAACACCACUUCACUAGCAGUUCUGGCAGUAAUAGCAACCCUGCCUCCUUGAAUGAGAAGAUGGCAGCCGACUACAAGGGCUAUUACUCAAAGCACAACAAGGGGUCCCCCAGCAGAUUCUACUCUGCAAACUCUAGGAAGAACUCCAGCUCUAUAACUCCGCCCCUGAACAUAGGCAACUACUCUGACCUGUCGAGCAACGAUAUACGUGCGCCACCUGCUUUCGACAGGUACCCGCUAGUGGGCUCGCGGUUGCAUCUCAGCAACUACAGACAGAACUUCAUAAAGAACGACUCACCUCCGCCACCUUUCAAAAACGAGAAACUCGCAGACGGCGAGAGCUCAUUGAUAGUGCCUUCCUCAGUCAUGUUUCUGGAUGACCAGGACUUCUCCCCGUUCGGUGGCUACCCAGCAUCGGCGUUCCCUCUGUCCAUGGAUGAGAAAGAGGACGACGACUUCCUGCACAACCCGGACCCAGAAGAAGAAGCUAGGCUGGACAAACACAGGUUCUCAGAGGACUUGAAGCACAUGAACAAGAAAUCCUUCGGUGGUAUACUGGGCGUGCUGUUCUUGUUCCUCGGUGCCAUCGCCUUGUUCAUCAUCUUGCCAGUGCUAACAUACUCGGGCGCAGUAGACCACCACGACAAUAACAUACACCCUGCGAACUCCACAAACUUCACAAACCACAACGCGGUACCGCUGUCCCUGUACCAAUACCCUCAACUGUCGGCCAUCAGAACAUCGCUGGUGGACCCCGACACCCCUCAGAGCGCCUUGACUAGAAAAGCCAAGGACGGCAGUGAUUGGAGGCUGGUCUUCUCAGAUGAAUUUAACGCUGCCGGAAGGACUUUCUACGACGGAGAUGAUCAAUUUUGGACCGCCCCAGAUAUCCAUUACGAUGCAACAAAGGACUUGGAAUGGUACUCCCCAGAUGCGACCACAACAAGAAACGGUACCUUGCAAUUGAGAAUGGACGCUUUCAAAAACCACAAUCUAUACUACAGAUCUGGUAUGGUACAGAGCUGGAACAAAUUAUGCUUUACUCAAGGAGCUUUGGAGAUUUCUGCCAACUUGCCCAAUUAUGGUAAAAUCAGUGGCUUGUGGCCAGGUUUAUGGACAAUGGGUAACCUUGGCAGACCAGGUUACCUAGCAUCCACUGAAGGUGUCUGGCCAUACUCUUAUUCUUCCUGUGAUGCAGGCAUCACACCCAACCAGAGUUCACCAGACGGACUAUCAUACUUGCCAGGCCAAAAGCUAAGUGCUUGUACGUGUGAUGGAGAAGAUCAUCCUAACCCAGGUGUUGGUAGAGGUGCUCCUGAACUUGAUAUUCUGGAGGCAGAAGCAAGCACUGAGCUUCGUGUAGGUGUGGCAUCUCAAUCGUUACAAAUUGCGCCAUUCGACAUUUGGUACAUCCCUGAUUAUAAUUUUGUUGAAAUCUACAACUUCAGCACUACCACUAUGAAUACUUACUGUGGUGGGCCAUUUCAACAAGCGAUCUCUGCUGUGACAACUUUAAAUGCCUCAUGGUAUGAAUUUGGAGAAGGCUCUGGUAAAUUCCAGAAAUUUGCAAUCGAAUAUCUAAACGAUAAGAACAAAGGUUACAUCAGAUGGUUUGUAGGAGAUAAUCCAACGUUCACCAUGUAUUCGACAGCUCUUCAUCCUAAUGGUAAUAUUGAUUGGAGGUAUAUUAGUCAAGAGCCAAUGUCUAUUAUUAUGAACUUGGGUAUUUCACCAAAUUGGGCGUAUAUUGACUGGCAGAUGAUUUAUUUCCCCGUGGUUAUGUCAAUAGACUAUGUGAGACUAUAUCAACCAGAAAAUGCCGUGUCAUUGACUUGUGACCCAGAAGACUAUCCAACGUAUGACUACAUUGAAUCCCACAAAAAUGCGUAUUAUAAUGCAAAUUUGACAAGCUGGAAGAUGGCUGGCUACACAUUCCCGAAAAAUCAAUUGACUGGGAACUGUAAGAGUUCCAAUUUCAAGCAUUGA